Molecule: messenger RNA, 453 nt
Organism: Cutaneotrichosporon cavernicola
Lineage: Eukaryota; Fungi; Basidiomycota; Tremellomycetes; Trichosporonales; Trichosporonaceae
Exons: 3
Coding region: 1-453 (150 amino acids)
Source: RefSeq, a predicted model, not a curated record
AUGCUCGCCCUCCUCUUCCUUGCCCCCUUCGCGGUCGCUCAGACUGCCGUCUUCCCAUCCGAGUGCCUCACCCCCUGCAUGAAGUUUUCCGAGCAGUUUACCAAGUGUGCUCCGAACAUGAACAACGAGACUGGGUACUACAAGUGCCUCGAGCCGCUUUGCCCUGGGGGCGACAUGUACAACGACGCGCAGGCGUGCAUCAAGUGCAUCGGUAACGGCCAGGGCAUGGAUGCUUGGUCGGGCGUGGAGAUUGCCUGCAAGUACAUUGGCAAGGGCUCCUCGGCCUCCUCGGCCUCCUCAGACACCAACAGUACUGCGUCCACCGCCGAUGUAAAGGGAUCGGCAUCGGCCGCCACCCCCACCGGUGCCAAGAGCGACGCCGGCGCGGUCCGCGCCCCCGUGUACGCGCUUGUUGGUAUCGCCGGAGCUGCCAUCCUCGAUGGCCUCAUCUAG